Williopsis jadinii is the source of this 873-nucleotide messenger RNA. It is a transcript of the gene TAF13, whose product is annotated as Taf13p. Gene Ontology annotation, cellular component: transcription factor TFIID complex. Gene Ontology annotation, biological process: transcription by RNA polymerase II; RNA polymerase II preinitiation complex assembly. The transcript has a single exon. NCBI's taxonomy places the organism in Eukaryota, Fungi, Ascomycota, Saccharomycetes, Phaffomycetales, Wickerhamomycetaceae. The record is from RefSeq and is a predicted model, not a curated record. Gene Ontology annotation, molecular function: protein heterodimerization activity. Bases 141 to 833 code for a protein of 230 amino acids.
CGACUUUUUGUGUUGAUGCUAACGGUUUGUAUGAGCUUUAUACACAACCACAACAGAGAAGGCAUCGCAUUCGAGCAGAGAGAACUGUUUAUUUGUCGAAGAAAGAUCGUCGGAAUUGAAGGUCACAAUAGCAGACAACGAUGUCGUCAUCAGGAAACAGUGGUAAUAACAACAACAACAACAACAACAACAACAACAGUAACACCAGCAUUGGCACCAAUGUGAACUCCAAGAAGAAACCCAAACCAAGGCUCUUUACAAAAGAUGUCAAGGCUCUACUCUAUGCCUAUGGAGAUGUGGAGGAGCCACUACCCGAGACUGUCAACGCAGUGGAAGACUUGUUGGUCAACUAUGUCGUUGACCUGUGCCAUGAUGCCCAUGCCUACUCCAAAGUUACCCUUCGUCAAAAGGUUAGAGUGGAAGAUUUCAAGUUUGCCCUAAGGAAAGACCCUUAUAAAUACGGAAGACUUGAGGAGCUAUUACUGAUGCAAAAGAAGAUUGAAUCUGCUAGAAAGCAGUUUGAUAACACCGAAGGUAAAAACUUCAAGAGCGUGACCGUCGAUGAUGACGAUGAAGAUGCUCAAAAUGAUGAAGCCAACGGAGCGGUUGGUCAAUCCACCGGGACCAAUUCGGCUUCAGCAUCUAACAAUAGCACUGGAACGAGCGAUAGGAAGCCUACAAAGAAGAAUAAGAAAGAUGAUAAUAGGCCCAAGAGAAAAUACACAAAGAGUGGUAAAGAGCGGAAGCCAUAUAAGAAGAGGGCUAAGAAGGGGGAAAACACUUCUCAGGGGCCUAUUAUCAAAGCCGCGGCUCCUUCGAGUUCUACUCUUUAAUGUUAGAGAUAUUUUAAUGUCAUGAUGAUAUAACACGGUA